GUCCGCGGAGCCGGAGCCGCGGCAGCACAACGCUGCUACCACUGAAGUCUCUCACAUGGACGUCGAUACUGAACAGUUAAAGGACGCACAAGAAGAACACAGUGAAGUGCAAAGUGAAGCGACCAUGGAUAUAAUGUGUACACCAACGGAAGUGUCUCAGGACUCUAGUCUGAACACGCAAUCAGACGACACACCAACAGAUGAGGCGGAAGAGAAAGUGAUACCCAGACUAGUCAACAAUACAAUGACAUCGGAUGUUCUCAAUACAAUAGAGCCAGAGAACUGGACACAGACAGAUGUGGCAAAGUUCCUCACAGUUAACGACUGCCACACAUACUGUGUAAAUUUUGCCCACAUUGAUGGUGCUAUGAUGCUGCAGCUGUCUAAAGAUGAAAUUAUAGAACUUCUGGAGAUGAAGGUUGGUCCAUCGUUGAAAAUAUUUGACUUAAUACAACAGUUGAAGUGCAAAAUUAAACAACCUCAGUCCCGAAUGUCUAGUUAUAAAUAGCGAAGGUUUUUAGGAAUUGUUAAUUCCAGCUUGUUUUAACAAUUUGAGUACAGUAAAAAUGUUUUAUCUUGGACAUUUAUUAAAAAGAUAGGAAAAAACAUAUGUAAAUGAAUGUAAAUUGCUGCUAUCGGUUGACUCUGUCAGAAAAUAUGUGAAACCUGGACAUAGAAAAUGACAUAAACGGAGGGAGAUAGUGAGUCAUCAUAAUUUAGUUUCACUUAUGCCCACCGCGUCAGUUAUCUUGUCGAAGUAUAAUAUUUUGCUACACUAGAUAUUAGUGUUGCUACCUAAUAAUUGUAUAUAAACUUAAACAUUUGUUAUUCAUUUUAAUGAUAGCAAAGAAAAAGCAUUUCUUAAGUUAAGAGAAUUUUAGUCAUUAAAUUAUAACAAUCAAGCUUAAUAUGCUGCUCAAAAUAAACAAAUGUUUUAAGUAACACUUAAAAUACACUUGUCAUAGAGUAAGUAUGUCAUUGUAAAAACCAUCUGAGAGACAAAAAUAGAUUACCCAAAUGUGGCCUUAGAUACACUUAAAAUAUCUUUUGUCUUGUAACUUGAGUCAAAUUUGUAUUGCCGUAGAUUAAUCUUAGAAUAAUCAUUGUAUGAGAAAAUGCAAAGAACACCUUAAUGCCUUUACAAAGAGUAAGCUUUCCGAAUAGUAAUGGUAAUUUGGUACUGCAUGUUUUGUAUUAGUUUAAUUAAAUAGUAAAAUGGUUUAAUUGGCUGUAUAUUUUUGUAUGGUGUCAUAAAUGUAUCAUUCAAGUAAUUACAAUAAUCUGAAAACAACACUAAAAUAUUACACGGGUGUGGAUUAUGUUGUAUUAUUAAAGAGAUAAACUAUGGAUUCAUGAAAUAAAAUUGUGUUUUAAUAAUAGCUCUUAAAUUUUAUACAAUAUUUUUAUAUGUACUAGUAAUUUUCACUUUAUAGUAUUUAGAAGUUUUCACAUGAAUUUGUUCUGAAAUAUUCUGAUAUUUUUUAUAUUUCCUUUAAACAAAUAAUGUUUGAAUCAUUUUAUAUUUGCAGUGAGUUAAGCGAUAUAUAAAAAUGUUAAAGUAUUAAAAGAUUGAGUAUUCAAUUUGAUUACUAUUAUGGUGCAUUAAAAAAAAUAAUAGAAUUAAAAAAUCAUGCAUAAAGAAUGUUGACUGUA
Molecule: messenger RNA, 1653 nt
Organism: Papilio polytes (common Mormon)
Lineage: Eukaryota; Metazoa; Arthropoda; Insecta; Lepidoptera; Papilionidae
Product: polycomb protein Sfmbt-like
Exons: 2
Coding region: 56-508 (150 amino acids)
Molecular function (GO): protein binding
Source: RefSeq, a predicted model, not a curated record